Molecule: messenger RNA, 3378 nt
Organism: Kalmanozyma brasiliensis GHG001
Lineage: Eukaryota; Fungi; Basidiomycota; Ustilaginomycetes; Ustilaginales
Product: Homeobox domain protein
Exons: 2
Coding region: 1-3378 (1125 amino acids)
Biological process (GO): regulation of transcription by RNA polymerase II; cell differentiation
Molecular function (GO): DNA-binding transcription factor activity, RNA polymerase II-specific; RNA polymerase II cis-regulatory region sequence-specific DNA binding
Source: RefSeq, a predicted model, not a curated record
AUGGAUGCUCGCAUCGCCAUGAACAGCGAGGAGAGGCGUCUGCCUCCUUCCUUUCACGCUGCGCCGGUCCCCGCCAACAUCAGCAUCACCUCGCAUCACGACCUGUCUCAGCGCCAUCGCGGCUCGUCCCAGUCUGACGGUCGCGAUCCCCACGUCGAGACGCCUCCUCAGCAGCCACUUCACGCCAGCAGCCCCGCCGCCGCGUCCGUCGACAGCUUCUCCUCCUACAUCAACAAAGACGCGCCGCUCUUCCAAAACCGUUCCAGCUCCCCACGCGCUGAAGACCAGCUCCGCGACAACAGCGAUCCAAGCUCCCGUGCUGGCAGCCCGCAUGCUCAACCGCGUCACCUCGUCACCACGCCUAUCGUCUCUCGCGACGCUUUCCGAAACCAGCCAUGGCCAGAACACGAAGCUUCGCGUUCAAUGCAAGGCGUCAUGUCGAUCGAACACCUGCACUCCACCCCCGCCCCUCUGCCUGUUCGUCCAUCCCAGCACGCGGUCACCGAGCGCGGUCUCGAACGCGACCGAAAUCAAGGAGCAGCCCUGGACGACACCGAGACGGCCGCGCCGAUGAUGGACACGAAUCGCGUGCCUGCCUCGCCGAGCCGAGCCAUUGACAUCAACCGCCUUUCAGCAGCCAACCUUGCGCAACAAGACCUGGAGAACGAGGACAUCAGAGACCUGCUCAGUCAAGGUCCUGGCUCCAUCCUGGCCGACGACUCGUUCGAGAGUAUCGGUAGCGUCAUGGGGGACGACUCCAAGAACGAGAUCCGUCGGAGAAGGCGAACGCGUCCGGACGAAGCCAACCUGCUCGCUCAGGUGUACGCAAAGAACCCGUUCCCGGAUCACGAGACCCGCCUCUUCCUUGCCAACCGCGUCGGCAUGUCCGUUCGAGCGGUGUCGGUCUGGUUCCAGAACAGGAGACAAGCUGAAAAGAAGAGAUCCGGAAGGUACGGUGGCUCGGGCGCUGCCCAGACGACUGCUGCUCCGCGUGUUCCGAGUGGCGUUCAAGCUCCUGCAGCUGCGGAAGGACCGCUCUCCCGACCGCCCAUCAUUCCGUCGCAACGCGUACCCUUUGGGAAUGCCAGCGCUAACGGUGCCGGUCCCGCCAAGGUCUUCGACCCGCAAGAGAUCAAAGACCUGAGCAGCAACAACAAGGAAAACAUCCCUCCUUGGCUGGCCGGUCGCGAUGCCCGCGCUCCGCUGCAGCAUCAGAUGGAGCAGGUCAAGCGUGGAACGCCCCUGACCAGCCUGCUGAAGAAAGAGGUCACCGCGGCGCGUCCAGUAGCUCACGACCUCCGUCAAGCGGUCGGUCCUGACGGUGCGGGUAUUGCUGUCCAUCGCGUUGAGGUCGACAACGUCGCGCCUGUGCAAGCUGCUGCAAAGGUCGACCGAGUGGUUGGCGUGGACAGCGCAAAGACAUCGCUUUCGCGUCAUCGAUCUGCGCCACGAAUGUCGCUCGAAGACGUGCUGGGUGGUCGAAGCAAGUCACUGCGACGCUCUGCCACCGAGCACGUUGCAGCGCCUUUGGCCAACGCCUCGAGCGAGAUGGAGGAAGAGCAGCUCGACACGAUCCUGCCGCCGCCCAAGCUCCUCUCGCGUGCCUCGAGCGCGUCGAACCUGAGCCUGAUGACCACUUCGGGUGGCAGGGCCAGCAUCGGUAGCCUGGACCUGCGCAAGGAGUCUACGCCCACUGCUGCAGCAAAAGACGUCAAGCCCUCGCUGACGUCGAGCCUGCCACCCAAGCUGACAGCGGCCUUGCAGAGACAAGGAAUCAUCGCGAUGCAUCCGGCGACGAACGAACAGGCUGUCAGGGGCAAGGGUCUGCUGCAGAUGAUGCCAAGCAGCAGCGCGUCGAGCAGCGAAGCGGAUGCGCUCUUUGGGAACGACCAGCGCAGGGACGGCGACGAAGAUGAAGAGCGAACGCUCAAGAUGAUUGCUCAGCGUCGAGCUGCCAAGGCUCAAGCAGCUGCGUUGGCCAAGGCACAGGAAGCCCGAGAGCGCGCUGCUUCCAGCAACAGCGCUGUAGCCCCUGUUCCGAUGGAUCCGGGCUGUGCUGACGCCAGGCAGGCGAUCGUUCAGCAGGCCCAGGCAAGCUCUGGCUCGUCGUCCCUCGUUAUCGAUGGUGCUUCGAUCGAAAGCUUCCCGAAGAAGUCUUCGUCAGCCGUUGUUGGACUGGGUCCGGCGCGACAGCUGAGCCUGGAUUGGGCAGCUGGCCGCGAUCGUGCCGCCACCUCGGCUCUUCCGAACAGUAUCGGUGGCACGCCGCUUUCACGCAGUGUCAGCGCGCGUCAGCUGACCGUGCCCGGUCCCAACGAGUCGACUCCGAUCGCUGAGCAGCGAAAGGUGACUUCCAUGUCGGAACCUAAGCGAAAGGUGGAUGCUUCGAAGCCGAGUCGCCGUUCCUUGUCGGCCACUGACUUGACGCGCCGCUUGCAAGAGGCCAAGCGAAAGGGCGACACCGCCCAGCGCAGUGUCAGUGCUGGUCGUAAGCGCACCGCUGCCGCAGCUGCUGCGCCGGAUGUGAGGGACGAGAAUGUCGAUCCCGCUUCAGCGAUCAAAUCUGCGACUCAGGCUGCUCAGCCAGUCAAGCGUCGACGUGCGCAACUCGAAGACAUCGUUCUGGCUUCCAGCAUGGCCGAGCCAGCGUUGCCUUCCAAAUCCCACGCAUCGUUCAGCGCGGGCAUGCCAGCUCCCGCCUCACCCUUACUCUCCUCGCGUCCAUUCGCUUCCCACGCCUCAUUUCCUUCGGCCUCACGAAGCAUGCCCACCAUGGUCAUCCCCUCCACGCCCCAGAGCACGUCUCUGUACAGCUCCACUCUCCCGCUCAGCACGCGUUCGGAGCGCUUCCGUGCCAUCGGCGCUAGCCCCGCCGGCUCGCUCGGACGCUCCAUCUCGGCCAACUACGCUUCUCAUCGUCACGCCAUCCCGCGUGCCUCGGCUGCUCGGGACUCGGCCGGUCCCAACCGAGCCUGGGACUUGGGUCACGCUCGCGCGUAUAGCAACGGCGAAGACGGCUGGACGCCUAGGUCGACCAUGUCCCAGCCGCUGCCCGCUUCUACGCCGUCCAGAGUGCUCGGUGACCGAACGAACUUCGGUUCCACACCGAGCCACCACCGCACUCAUCUACCGGGCAACAGCUCGGGAGACAGCCCAUUUGUUCAUGACGACAGCGGCUUCUUCGAGGGCAUGAGCGAUGACGAGCAGCCCCUGCCCAGGCAGGCAGCGGGUGCGAAGUCGAAGGGUGGAAAAGGUCUCUCGCCUAGAAAGGCCUCGCUGAGGAGGAGCGGUGAAAGCGGAGAUGAUCACCAGGCUGCAGAGUUGCUUUUGGGUUUGGGAAAGACGGUUGAUUCGAGGGACAGCUCGAGCAGCCAGUAG